Messenger RNA from Oncorhynchus tshawytscha (Chinook salmon), 2240 nucleotides. RefSeq names its product potassium voltage-gated channel subfamily KQT member 4. Lineage: Eukaryota; Metazoa; Chordata; Actinopteri; Salmoniformes; Salmonidae. Gene Ontology annotation, cellular component: membrane. The transcript is spliced from 12 exons. Gene Ontology annotation, molecular function: voltage-gated potassium channel activity. Gene Ontology annotation, biological process: potassium ion transmembrane transport. Bases 1 to 1560 code for a protein of 519 amino acids. The record is from RefSeq and is a predicted model, not a curated record.
AUGGAUAGCCUUACCAAGGCUGAGCACUUCAUAGUGUUUGUGGUGUCCUUGGCGGUGAUCGCAGCGGGCACCCAGGGGAACGUCUUUGCCACCUCUGCCCUGCGCAGCAUGCGGUUCCUCCAGAUCCUCCGGAUGGUACGCAUGGACAGACGAGGAGGCACCUGGAAACUACUGGGCUCUGUGGUCUACGCCCACAGCAAGGAGCUGAUUACAGCGUGGUACAUUGGUUUCCUGGUCCUGAUCUUUGCCUCCUUCCUGGUCUACCUGGCAGAGAAAGACGUCAACACAGAGUUCAACACCUACGCAGACUCCCUCUGGUGGGGAACGAUAACUCUCACCACCAUCGGCUACGGUGACAAGACACCCCGCACCUGGUUGGGGAGACUUCUGGCUGCCGGCUUCGCUCUCCUGGGCGUGUCCUUCUUCGCCCUUCCUGCCGGUAUCCUGGGGUCAGGCUUUGCCCUGAAGGUGCAGGAGCAGCACAGACAGAAGCACUUUGAGAAGAGGAGGACUCCUGCUGCCAGCCUUAUACAGGCUGCGUGGCGUCUGUACUCUACUGAUGCUCAGCACUCCUACCUGACAGCCACAUGGUACUUCUAUGACAGCAUGCUUCCAUCCUUCAGAGAACUGACGCUACUGUUCAGUCACCUUCAGCGACGGCGUAGCGCCAAGAAGGUCCUUCACAACUCCCACCACACCCUGCUGUCUGGGCUACGGCCCUACAGCUCCCCCUACCUGUCAGGGGACAGCAGCAAAAUAGGUUUUCGAGACCGGAUGCGGAUGAACAACUCUCGGUCGUCUCAGGCGAUCCGGAACAAGGCGUCUCCACUGCCUCCCGGGACGAGUUUCCGCCAGUCGCCCAGCACGGAGAAUGUCCCAGAAGCCACCAGUCCCGGGAAGGUGCAGAAGAGCUGGAGCUUCAACGACCGCACGCGGUUCCGCACCUCUCUACGGCUCAAACCCAGACCUCCUGCAGACGUGGAAGGAGUAGGGGAGGACAGUGUUGAAGACAAACCAUAUUGUGAUGUAGCCAUGGAAGAGGUGAUCCCAGCAGUGAAGACCUUGAUACGGGCUGUCAGGAUUCUGAAGUUCCUGGUGGCCAAGAGGAAGUUUAAGGAGACUCUGCGUCCGUACGACGUGAAGGACGUCAUAGAGCAGUACUCUGCUGGACAUCUGGACAUGCUGGGGAGGAUCAAGAGUCUACAAACCAGAGUUGAUCAGAUAGUGGGUCGGGGAUCGUCCUACCAGCCAGAUAAUAAGAAGGUGAGGAGUGAGAAGGGAGAGAAGACCCCUCCAGAACUGGACCUUCUGGACGAGCUCAGUAUGAUGGGACGGGUCAUUAAGGUGGAGAAACAGGUGCAGUCGAUAGAGGACAAGCUGGACCUCCUUCUUAACUUCUACACCCAGUGUCUGAAGAAAGGCUCAUCCAACUUCACCCUGUCCUCCCUGUUGGAACCAGACCUGACGUCAGACUACCACAGCCCCACGGACCACCGCGACCUCUUCCCCUCUGCCAACACACUCAACAUCUCCCACUCAGAGUCCAGCAAUAUGGAGUGACUGGUAGUGUACUCACUGACUGGGGCUGGGGUUGGGGUGGGUAUGAACUGGGCCCACCACUAGACCCUCACCUCAAUGUUUUUAAGCCUUGAGAUGUCAUGUCACUAUACUGGACUGUAGCAGCACUCCUGGAACAAACCUCUAUGCCCAUAUCUAUUUGCAGUUGUAACCAUUGACCUUUCUACUGAUCACCAAACCAAUUAGAUUCCUAACUUAGAAUCCUCUUUCUAGGAAUUCAGAAUCCACACGUUAGAACCCACACCUAUUAGUUCCUCCCUCCACAUAUUUAAAAUCCUCUGCUUCAUAUGUUAGAGCCACCAAUAGUGGAUAAUUCAUCAUGCUAUCCUCUCUCUAUUUUAGUGCUGAGCGAUUAACCAAAAUGUUGGUUAUUGUUCACCAACGUCGGGUCAGUUAUCUGAAUUCCAUUUCAUUCUGUUUUUAUCUGUGAGCUCAGAGAUUAAUCAUAUUGACCGAACUGUGCGAUGUAGUAGGGAGUUGUAGUUUCCAACAGGCCAAUGGACUCUACAAGGUAUCGAAAGCAUUCCACAGGGAUGAUGGCCCAUGUUGACUCCAAUGCUUCGGUCAAUCUGGAGGCGAAAGAACCAUACACCUGUUUAGGCGAGGUGCUGGCUAGCGGAGUAGAACACCUGUUUAGGUGAGGUGCUGGCUAGCAGAGUAGA